Nicotiana tabacum (common tobacco) is the source of this 2751-nucleotide messenger RNA. The record is from RefSeq and is a predicted model, not a curated record. Lineage: Eukaryota; Viridiplantae; Streptophyta; Magnoliopsida; Solanales; Solanaceae.
AUGGAGAAUGUCUUCAACAAGGUACUCAAUCAACUCAUUGGAGGGAAUGCACGGGAGCUGAAUGUCGUCUCAGUUGUUGGUAUGGGCGGUAUUGGUAAGUCAACUCUUGCCGGAAGCAUUUUUAGGAAUCCAUCAGUAUUCUAUCACUUUGAUGUCUCAUCAUGGGUAACUGUCUCUCAAAAAUAUGAUGUUAGAGAAAUGCUUUUAGAUGUUUUAAGUUUUGGUACACCGUCUCUAAAGGCAAUGUAUAGUAAUUUGAGCAAUGACCAACUAUUAGAGCAAGUGUAUAGAAAACUGAAAGGCAAGAGGUAUUUGAUAGUUUUGGAUGAUAUAUGGAGUAUAGAGGCCUGGAACCUAGUCAUAAGAUCAUUUUCCGAUGAUGAAAAUGGCAGUCGAAUCAUGUUAACGAGGCUCUCAGAAGUAGCAAUGUCUGCUGGUAAUGGUUACACUUUUAACAUGCCUUUCCUUAAUCUGGAAAAUAGUUGGAAACUAUUGGCCGACAAGGUAUUUGGUAUCGUAGUCUGUCCUCUUCGAUUGGAGUCAAUGGGAAAGCAGAUAGCACAACAAUGUCAAGGAUUACCUCUCUCUCUCGUUGUCAUAGCCGGGCUUCUCCCCAAGAUCAGUAGGACAUAUAAGGAUUGGCAAAAAGUUCUUGAAAGCAUGAAAUCACAUGAAGGUUCAACCUCUGAGCAGUGUUUAGCAAUAUUAGCUUUGAGUUAUAAUUACUUGCCUUGUAGCUUAAAAGCUUGUUUCCUUUAUAUGGGCGCUUUUCCUGAAGAUAAAGAAAUCCAUGUGGAUAAGUUGAUCAAAAUUUGGGUUGCUGAAGGUUUCCUGAAGCCAAGUAGUCAUAAAAAGUUGGAAGAGGUGGCAGAAGAGUGUUUAGAGGAUUUAUUUAGCAGAAGUUUGAUUAUAGUUAGUAGACGAAGAGCGAAUGGCAAAAUUAGAAGUUGCAGAAUUCAUGAUCUCCUUCGGCAAUUAUGCUUGAGAGAAGGAAAAUCUGAGAAGUUCUUUCAUGUCAUGACUAAAAGCUUUGAAAUGUCCGCAGAAUGCAUGGAGAUUGAACAUCGACUGUGUUUGCACACAGAUGGUUUAGAAAAUCAAAGUCUUGCACUGGAGAAAGGUAAUUUUGAUUCAGUUCGGACCAUCUUGUGCCUCGGUGAGCUCCAUUCUUUUUUGAACUCUGGAUGCUAUAAAAUAGUAGAUCCCCGUUUUGAAUUGCUAAGGGUAUUGGACGUGCAAAAUAUUCACUUUCCAAGUUUUCCCAAUGAGAUAACACAAUUAGUACAGUUGAGAUAUGUUAGUUUUACCACUGGUAGUGAAGUUCCGGCGUCCAUAUCCAAUCUGUGGAAUCUACAAACGAUGAGUGUUAUUUCAGUUGCGGAAAAUGAAUUACACCCUGCCAUUGGAAACUUGGAAGAUGUCAAGUCUGAGACAUUUCAAUCCAGGGAGAUUGUACAUGCCUGCUCCUCCCAAGGCACAAAAUUUUCUUGUUGGAAGGAAAUUUUUAUGGCCGUCACUAAUGUAAAGGCAUUGGGAGUUUUGAUUAAUCCAGAUCUUAAUGAAUGGUCUAAUUUUAAUGACAGUCUAAUCUGUCUAUCUGAUCUCCGGAAGCUAAGAAUUCAUCUAGCACUUCCCCCUUAUGUGCAGUUUUUCCCUAGGCUUCCUGCUCCGCAAUGGAACUCUUUCCCUGAAAAACUAAUGCAUUUGACACUUGAAGCAACACAUCUGCUAUGGAAGGAUAUUAGUUUUCUCGGUAAAUUACCCAAUCUUGAGGUGCUCAAGCUAAAAUAUUUUGCAUUUCAAGGGAGCAAUUGGAAUCUAAAUGAAGGGGGUUUCAAGAAACUCAAGUUGCUACACAUUUUCAUGACAAACUUGGUGCAAUGGAAAGCAACCAGUGAUAGUCUUCCUAGCCUUGAGUGUCUAGUUUUAAGGCAUUGCUAUAAAUUGAAGGAGAUGGCUUCUGAGAUUGGAGAUAUUCCCACAUUAGAAUUGAUCGAGUUGCAUCAUUGUAGCCACGCUGCUGCCACUUGUGUAGAGGAAAUUCUUGAAGAACAAAAAAGCAUGGGAAAUGAAAUACUGGUCGCCCAUGCCUACAAUACCGGAGUGCAAUACUUCGACAUGAGAGGUGAAGUUGAUGAAGAAGAUGAUUAUUCUUCCACCUACGGCUCAGAUGUAACAUAUAAUCAUAUGAGCAAUAUGCAUGUAGGUGCAAAUACAUCUAGCUUGUCUGCUUUCGGAUUCAUUACUUUCAUCCGUUCUCACAGUUGUUUUGAAAUUCCUUCUGUAUGCUGCUGGCAGAGAAAAUUCCUUACCAAGGCGAGGGAAGAAGUACUCAAUGUGGAACAUACAAGUGAAGAUAUUAAUUUUGAUGUUGAAGAGCUAGCAUGUAGUCGUUGGAUCACUACAUGCUUAAAAUAUGAGGAGAAGCCCAAACAGUUGAGGUUAGAAUAUGGAUCAGAACGUGUACAGGGGGAUAGUUCUACCAAUAAAUUAGCUCAAGGAGCGAGAGUAGCUCGUGAUCUUAGUAGAAAUCUUAGCCGAAGAUCUGAGGAGAAGGCCAAACAGUUGAUCUUAGAUUAUGCAGGAUCAGAAUGUCGACAGGGAAAUGCAGAUCUUGAAGUGAGUUUUUCGCCUCCAUCCUCUCCAGGUGGUGAAGACAUUGAUAUUACUCCGAAUGAUAGAAGAUAUCGCAAUUCCAGUAAAAAAUCCCAGUUUUAUUCAAAGUUGAAUAGAUUAAUUGGGCAAGAGUAA